This is a messenger RNA of Suillus discolor, 639 nucleotides long. RefSeq lists its product as uncharacterized. Gene Ontology annotation, biological process: DNA integration; DNA recombination. The record is from RefSeq and is a predicted model, not a curated record. Bases 127 to 609 code for a protein of 160 amino acids. NCBI's taxonomy places the organism in Eukaryota, Fungi, Basidiomycota, Agaricomycetes, Boletales, Suillaceae. The transcript is spliced from 2 exons. Gene Ontology annotation, molecular function: DNA binding.
GUCCCAUUGAACCCACUCAAGACACCUUGUCAUAUUACGUGGUGUGGCUCGCUCACCACAUAGAACCUCGUUCUGUCGACAAUUAUCUGUCUGGCAUCGCUAAUCACCUCGAGUUGUUGUAUCCCGAUGUCCGCAACGCACGGCGGUCCCCACUGGUAUCACGAACACUACAAGGUUGUAAGUGUCGCCUAUCCAAGCCCAUUCAUCAAAAGUUACCAUUGGGACUGGACGACCUCACUUGAAUCGGACAAUGGAUUGCAUGUGCUGCAGUACUUAGCAGCACACGACACCUCAUUCCUGCAUCAUCCUGCUCUAUGGGUAACUAGUGCUGGCAUCGUGCCUACGCGAUCGUGGUUCCUUCGACGUCUGCAUCAUUUCGGUGGGAAUGAGUUCUCUGGGCACUCCAUGAGGGCAGGCGGUGCCACGGCUCUAGCGGCAGCAGGUAUGGCUCUGGAUCUGAUCCGAGCUGCAGGAAGGUGGUCAUCGGAUGAAUUUAAUAACACGAGCGCCAUAAACAAUCGUCUCCUUCACAGGUCUCUACGUCACACAUCUCGCACUCUAUCAUUUCUCGCAGUCUAUUCUAUCUCGCACGCGAUGGCACUCGCAUAGUCCCUCGACUAUUUUGAGAAAAAAAAAAAA